This is a messenger RNA of Mugil cephalus (flathead mullet), 2942 nucleotides long. RefSeq lists its product as uncharacterized. Bases 808 to 2352 code for a protein of 514 amino acids. Lineage: Eukaryota; Metazoa; Chordata; Actinopteri; Mugiliformes; Mugilidae. The record is from RefSeq and is a predicted model, not a curated record. The transcript is spliced from 3 exons. Gene Ontology annotation, biological process: positive regulation of translation; positive regulation of cell size.
CGCUUAGUCUCUGACCGAGGAAUCCCAGGCACCGUUUAAUUGCAGAGUGCAAAGGCUUGAGUUGGGCUAAUGAGCUCAGCACCCGGAGCCGGAGACUCUUUCACGCAUUCUCUGAGAGAAGGAAACCCCGUUUGGAAGUCCUUUAUCGGAGGACCCUCUCACGGCGGCUGGAUUCACAAGGUAGUUGGGAAAAGGAGGAAUUCUCAGAUUCAGGUACAGUCGACUAUGUGAGAGAAUAUACCAGAGGCAAGAGACGGAGUAAGAGGUGGGGAAAGAGAGGAGAGCGGGAGAGGGAAGGGGAGGGGAGGAGGAAACGGGAAGUACGCUGCCAGAGAGGGAGAGAGAGAGAGGCUGGAAGCCUGCAGCAGCAAAUGAGACAGAACAACGAGGCGGGAGAGGUAGAAAGAGAGAGACAGAGAGGGAGGGAGGGAGGUGGAGAGGGGCCCCGUGUAGGAGAGAGGGCUGCAGGGUGAGGAAGGAGAAGGAGAAGGGGUAAGGAAAAGUUAAGAGAAGUGGGCGAAAGAGGGGGGGAAAGUACGGACGCAAAGAUUAACAGCUACAGGAGGGAAGACGAAGAAGAAGAAGAAGAAGAAGAAGAAGAAGAAGAAGGGAAACAACAGACAGGAAGGAAGGGGAGGGAGAAGUCUCGAGUAAAAAAAAAAAAAAACUGGAGAAAAGUUUUCUUGUGGGAAGAAGCAGAUGAGGAAAACAGAGCGCGUGAAUGACUGGGCUGGAGAGAGCUGGGAGGGGAGGAAACCAGUUGUUUUCUAAGGCGUUUUCUACACAAGUCUCUGGACUUCUUUGGACAUGUACACAGAAGGCGCACAAACAACGGGACACCACCGAUUUCUCCAGCACAGCACCACCGCCGCCACCACCGGCCCCUGUCCCUGCCAGCACUGCGGCCACUAUCAGCAGCCCUACGGCCGUCAUGGUGGGCUGGGAUACGAGCGAGCAUCAGCCAGGCAGACGGACCACCCAUCACCCACGGACGGACGGAGAGACGCCCAGGCUCCUCGGGUUAGAGACGUAGGAGGCAGAGGUUUCGUAGUGGACAGAGCUGAGGGAAGCGGUCAUCGCAGCCCACAGAGGAGGCCUGUGUUCGCAGGGCUGGGCCCUCGCAGCCAGUCGGGUGACUUGAGCCAAGUCUUCCCCUGGGAGCUGAACCCUGCCCAGUGGAACUACCCACCGGAGCCGGGGGUGAGACACUAUUCAUGUGUCAGAGAACAGUGCGGCUGUGUGGUGCCCAGCGACGCCCGGGCACACCCCUUUAUUAACACCGGGAUACCACAUCCUCUGCCUCAUCUUCAGGUCAAAGGUCAGGGCUACAGACACAAGAGGACAGUCAGGUACGUCUCCGUGGAUGAGGAGGGAGGCUGCGGAUGCACCUCGGAGAAAUACCAUGUGGAGCUGCACGAUAUCCUGCCGGGACAUUUGCUCGUGCCGAACGGCCACUACUGUGGGCCGAGGCCUGCGUUCUUUGACGGAGGGGAGGAAAGAGAUCCCCAUCAGGACCGGGGCAGACCCAAGGGCGGAUCACAGGAGGGAUUUAACGGAUGCGACGGCUCUCACAAAGCCUUCUUCCCCACCGAAGUCCCACAGAAGCACCUGAGCCAAAGCAGGCGGAAGGGGCCCUUCGUCCCUUCCGCCAGCGUCGCCGGCCCGGAAGCCUCGAACCCUCAGACAGCCAGCGACGACCACCAGCGCCAGGGAUCGGAGGUGGCGACGCAGAGGAGCAGGCAGGAUUGCGUGAGGGCUCAAAUCCGACAGGUGGUGACAGAUCUGGAGGACGUGCUGGGGGGUUUGAAGCAAGUUCACGUCGAGAUGAAAGAGGUGGUUGAGCAGAUCGAUCGUCUCACGGCCAGUAUCGACCUCAGCGAGGAGGCGCCCUCCAUCACUCGGGGGUCACCUAAUAACUUUCACGACUCGGUUCAUUCGGGCGAGCUCAGGGUGGCCCCCGCGUCCAAUCACAAGCCCGCCUCGGCCCUGGCGCCGCAGCACGCCGACGAAGACCGCAUCAUCCUCAGGACCAACUCGCCCUCGCCCGUCCACAUGGCGUCGGUCGUCAAAACCAGCCGCUUCACCCCGCCCGGCCUCAGCAAGGACGGCGAAGGUAGGCCCGGCGUGAACGGCCACCCCCCUCACCUGUACAAGCCCAGAGACUCCGAGCCCCACCCGCAGACCCUAGACCCUAAGGUCAUCAUCGGUAACAGCACCUCCAAUCCGAGGACUCAAAAGCCUCCGCCUUAUCCCCAAAACGGUCGGUGCGGGAAGGGCCCGUACCCGCCCCCGAAGCCUGUGAGGACCCCCGCUUACGCUGGGAGAGGCCGCCAGAGCGCCAGCAUGGUGUGAGGGAAGGGAGGGGGGUGGUGGUCUGCCCCAGUGCCAUGGGGGCCUGAAACAUGAGACCCUGCUGCAGUGAGUGGAGGUCAGAGAGGAACCAGGCAGGGGAACAACUCAUGCAGGAGCUGGUGCCACUGAGACACGCUGUCAGCCGGUGGAAACGGAGGCCGGCCUGAAGGUGGGGAUAUUUCCAAAGGGAAAACUGCUCCGAGAGUCGACCUGCGACUGCAUGUCGCGCCGGCACGGGAGCGUUCGGGAGAGGCAGUCUGCGCUGGUGAUGUGUGACAAAUACGGAGAAGAACAACCUGAUACUCAACAAGCAUCAUCUGCAUAUCUCAUGACAGUGUUAAUUUAUUUUGUAUUUUUUUUUUUUAUAUAAAUAACAAAUGUUUUCAGGCAGCUUAUAUCCACCUGGAUACUACCUAACCUAGUGUGUACUAUAUAAAGAUUGAAAUUUACAGUAAAUUCUCUUGCACUUUUCUCAUCAAAUCAGUCUGAAGUUAUUUAAUUCUAGAGAAGUUGCACUGACUUCUGAAUGUCCUAGAUUGGAAUAUAAAAAAAUAAAAUAAAAAUAAAAAUAAAAAAGAUCCAGCAUUUGA